UUCUUCCACCAACACACAUUCAAAUUUCAAAACUUUCUUCUCUCUCAACCUUGCCUUAAUUAACCCAACAACACUCUCUCUUACACACAGCUAAAACCCCAAAAUUCUCUCUUUCGCAGUGCUCCGCAGCAGAAACUAAACUUCUCAUACCCUUCGGCAAAAACGGUUACUUUUCUCCAAUGGGUGCUUCGGGAAAGUGGUUCAAGUCACUCAUUCCUUUUCGAAAGACCUCAACUUCAACAACUGAUCAAGAGAAGGGUGGUGAAAACAAGAGCAAGAAGAAAUGGAAGCUAUGGAGAGCUUCUUCAGAAGGGUCCACCGUCAAGAAAGGUGGUGAAACUGCUGUACCUGAUUCUUCCUUUACUUAUGCAGUGGCUGUGAUGGUUCCCAAAGAUUUCAAGCUCAUCAAGCAGGAAUGGGCUGCCAUCCGCAUUCAGGCUGUGUUUCGAGCCUUCUUGGCUAAACGAGCUUUGAGGGCCCUGAAGGCAGUGGUAAGGCUGCAAGCUAUUUUUCGAGGCAGGUUAGUCAGAAAGCAAGCAGCCGUCACUCUGAGGUGUAUGCAGGCUCUUGUUAGAGUUCAGGCACAUGUGAGGGCAAGGAAUGUGAGGAAUUCUCCUGAAGGGAAAGCCGUGCAGAAAUUACUUGAUGAGUAUCGCAACCUAGCUGAUCCUUUUAAGCAAAUUGAGCAUGGAUGGUGUGACAUUCCUGGAACCAUGGAUGAAGUUAAAGCAAAGCUAAGAAUGAGACAAGAAGGAGCUAUCAAGAGGGAUAGAGCGAUGGCAUACUCUCUGUCCACACAGCAGUCAAGACUGGUUGCCAGUCCAAAUGCCAAUAAGUUAUUGACUCCUCUGAAGCAGCACAACCUAAGCAACAAGAGCUUAGGAUGUAGCUUGUUAGAACGCUGGAUGGAGGCCAAGCCUUGGGAGAGUCCAAAUUACAGGAAGAGUGAAGACAUUGUUCCUGCUUUUCAAAUAAGAAAGAAUGGUGUGACAUCCAGGAUUUCAGCAGUUAAACCUCUAAUAACUAGCCAAUCCACUCCUUCAUCUUCGGCAAUAAGCUCUGAAUACAUGUGUGAUGAUAGUCCUGUGUCAACUUCUUAUACAGCUGGAUCUCCAUCUUUUCCGUCCACCAAUACUGUUCUAAUGGAAGCAGCAGAGGAAAGAGAGGUUCAUCAACCAAGCUACAUGAAUUUGACUGAAUCAACCAAGGCUAAACUGAAAACUAGCAGGAGUUCUUCCCAGAAUUCAAAGAGUCUAGCGAUGGAGGAGUGUGUGUCUCACAGCACAACCACAGGUUUGAUGAAUGGAGAUUUUAGAAGCAGUUCUAAUUCUGACCCUUCAGUUAACGUAUGGAAGGAUUCUUGUGCAACACCUCUGAGAGCAAGUUAUCAAAAACGACAAAUUCGGAUAUGAGUUUCUGUAACAGUGGCAACAGCUUGUUGUCCAUUGCCACUUUGACUGAUCGAGAUGAACAUGAACAUGCGUGCAAGUUAGGAUAAAGGGCUAAUUGACCGUGUAGAUAACAUAGGUGGUUUUGUUUUUUGUGUGAAGAAUGAAAUAGCAACAAACUAGUACACUAUUUUAAUCUGUAUGGUGUUUACAUACUAAUAUAAGCAUAAGUGGCUUCUCUGUGUGAAUUAUAUAACUCUGUAGCUUAAUAUGAAGACAGUAUUAUUCA
Messenger RNA from Vigna unguiculata (cowpea), 1677 nucleotides. Its product is annotated as protein IQ-DOMAIN 6-like. The record is from RefSeq and is a predicted model, not a curated record. NCBI's taxonomy places the organism in Eukaryota, Viridiplantae, Streptophyta, Magnoliopsida, Fabales, Fabaceae. Gene Ontology annotation, molecular function: protein binding.